Messenger RNA from Cuscuta campestris, 4223 nucleotides. The record is from the annotation of a GenBank genome assembly. NCBI's taxonomy places the organism in Eukaryota, Viridiplantae, Streptophyta, Magnoliopsida, Solanales, Convolvulaceae.
AUUCUGUGAAUUCUUUUGUUGUGCCAUGGUACCACUCAGCUUCAUUGCUGAGCUUGUAGACUUUUUCAUCUUUCUACACGUAGGUAUGAGAGAGAAUAAAUAUGGAGCCUAUUUUGGAGAUUACUGAGAUGGAGGUGAUGCGUGGACGUGCACAAAUUUAUUAUUUAACUAAAUGAUUUUAUCACAUGGUGACCACACUGUUGUAAUUUGCAAAUCGCUUCCGUACUAUUUUGAAUAAUUUUACUCUGAUUAGAAGACAUUUUUCAUUUUUAAGGAUAAAAAACACAUAUUUAGCCAAUAUAAUUUUUGGGUUUCUGAGAUAGUGUCCACUGCCAUGGGGCUCUCAAGCUCUAUAAGAUUUUGGGGCGACAAACGGUCCGGUGGGUGUGACUCUCUUAGGGAGCCCCUAGUGAAGAAUGGCAAAGGUGGAGAAGUGAAAUCACUCUGUGGGGAUAAGAAAACAGUCACUCCUUAUAGCAGUGCUACCAUUCUUAGUAGAAUUUCUUACUCAUGGAUGACUCCAAUGGUAUCUCUUGGCUACAAAAGACCAUUGAACCUUGAAGACAUUCCUCAACUUUCUGGCUUGGACAGCAUCAGAAACAUAUUCCCAGUUUUCGCAAAAAAGCUGAAGGAAUUUUCCCCCGGUAGGAAUUCGGUUACAACAUGUAAUCUUGUCAAGGCUUUGGUUUUCACUGUGUGGAAGGACAUCCUGUUGUCUGCUAUAUAUUUACUCAUCCAUAAACUGCCCUCUUACGUCGAAGCCUACCUCAUCAAUGACUUGGUUCAAUUUCUCAAUGCAAGUGGAGAGAGCAAGAAAGAAGGUUACUUCUUGGUCAUCGCAUUCACCAUCGCGAAGCUUUUUGAGUCCCUUGGGAAAACACAGUAUUACUUCAAAGUGCAGCAGGGUGGGUCCAGGCUACGGGCUGCCAUGGUUGCGAUGAUCUAUAGUAAGUGCAUGAGCCUGUCAUGCCAGUCGAAGCAGAGGCAUACAUGUGGAGAGAUGAUCAACUUCAUGAGCGUAGAUGCAGAGAGGAUCGUUGGGUUCGGCUGGUACUUGCACGAUCCGUGGAUUGUGCUUGUGCAAGUGGUUCUUGCAUUUGUGAUCCUCUACAAAAAUCUUGGCCUUGCUUCGGUCGUGCCUCUCCUUUCGACUGUGGUCGUGAUGCUAGCAAACAUCCCUUUGGGGACAUUGCUUGAGAGAUACCAGAAAAAACUUAUGGCAUCCAAGGAUGAUCGCAUGAAGGCAACCUCAGAAGUGUUGCGCAACAUGCGUGUCCUCAAACUUCAAGCUUGGGAGAUGAAGUUUUUGUCCAAAAUCAAUUCCCUGAGGGACACUGAGGUAAGAUGGUUAAGAAGAUACGAAUAUGUUUCGGCUCUGUCGGUUUUUAUCCAUUGGGUUAUUCCCACAUUUGUGUCUGUUGCUACAUUUGGUGCCGCUGUUCUUAUGGGGACACAGCUUGAACCCGGAAAGGUUCUCUCUUCUCUUGCCACAUUUGCGCUGCUGAAGGAGCCUAUUUAUAGGAUCCCAGAUGCAAUUUCAAAGACCGUUCAGGUUAAAGUCUCCCUUGAUCGGAUCGCAUCAUUCCUUUCGCUUGAGGACAUGGAACACGACAUUGUAGAGAAGCAUCAAAAGAGCUGUUCUUCUGAUGUGGCCAUUGACAUUGUAGAUGGGAGCUUCACAUGGGAUGAAUCCUCUCCCACUCCACUUCUAAAAGGCAUAAAUUUGAGAGUGCGCCACGGCAUGAAAGUUGCCAUUUGUGGUCCUGUUUCUUCGGGAAAGUCGAGUUUGUUGUCUUGCAUUUUGGGAGAAAUGUCCAAAAUUUCAGGAAGUGUUAAGAUCUUUGGGACCAUUGCCUAUGUUCCUCAGUCAGCGUGGAUACAGAGUGGGACAAUAGAGGAAAACAUAUUGUUUGGGAUGAAGAUGGAUAGGGAGAAGUAUGACAGAGUUGUUGAGGCAUGUUGCUUAAAGAAAGACUUGGAAGAUAUCCCAUUUGGGGACCAAACAUUCAUAGGCGAGCGAGGCAUCAAUUUGAGUGGUGGACAGAAGCAAAGGGUGCAAAUUGCUCGCGCUUUGUACCAAGAUGUUGACAUCUAUCUCUUCGACGAUCCAUUCAGCGCAGUCGAUGCUCAUACUGGAACUCAUCUCUUCAAUGAGUGUAUACUUGGGCUUCUGGAAUCAAAAGCUGUUGUUUAUGUUACUCAUCAAGUGGAGUUCUUACCUGCCGCGGAUUUGAUCUUGGUUAUGAAAGGGGGGAAGAUUUCAAAGGAAGGGGACUACACAAGCAUCCUCAAAUCAGAAACUGAGUUUAUGGAACUUGUGGGUGCUCACAAGGAAGCACUGUCAUCUAUUGAUUCAUUUGAAGAAAGAGUGCUAACUGUGAAAAAUGAUAACAGUACUACUAUGCAAAACGAAGAGAGUGGUAAAGAUGAUUGCAGCAGCGCGAGACCGAAGGGCCAACUUAUCCAAGACGAAGAGAGAAAGAAAGGCGGCGUGGGUUUCUCAGUUUACUGGACAUAUAUGACAUUGGCUUUUGGUGGGAUUCUUGUGCCCUUCAUAUGUCUGGGGCAAGUACUUUUCCAAGCACUUCAGGUGGGAGGAAACUAUUGGAUGACUUGGGCUACACCUAGGGUUGGAAGCUCUACUACUCUGCUUUCUGUGUAUGCGGUUUUUGCGAUUGCAGGUUCUUUCUGCAUCCUUGCCAGAACCUUGUUGCUAGUCACCGCCGGUUUCAAUACUGCCACAAUGCUCUUUCACAAAAUGCAUUUGUGCAUUUUUCGUGCUCCCAUGUCCUUCUUUGAUGCCACACCCAGCGGGCGUAUUUUAAACCGAGCUUCUACGGAUCAGAGUGCUGUUGAUUUGGACAUCCCCUUUCAAUUAGGGGCAUUCCUCAACGCCAUAGUCGAGCUUUUGGGUGUCAUAGUUGUAAUGUCACUAGUUACAUGGCAGGUCUUUGCUAUAUUCAUUCCUGUCAUUGCCAUAUGCAUCUAUUUUCAGCAACAUUACUUGCCUUCAUCGCGCGAAUUAGCACGGUUGGCUGGUGUUUCUAAGGCCCCAGUCAUACAGCAUUUCGCAGAAACUAUUUCUGGGUUAACUACAAUCCGGGCAUUUGGCCAGGAGCUUGGUUUUUUUAACACAUUUAUGAAGUUAGUGGACGAUCAUUCUCGGCCCAAGUUUCACGGUUUUGUCCCACUGGGAACAAUCGACGCAAGUGAGUGGUGUUUAUCAUCAUAUGUAUAUAAACAUAAAAUGAAAGGAUUCUUACUGAUUCAUCCCUUCCAACAAUCUGCAGCAUUUGCUGUACUAGCAGUGACAUAUGGGCAUAAUUUGAACUCCCAGCUGGUUUUCGUUGCUGUGUAUUUUUACAUGACAGAGAAUCUUAUGGUGUCAGUUGAGAGAAUGACCCAAUACACUUCGGUCUCUAGUGAACCCCCUCUUGUUAGUGAAUCACGCAGGCCAGACAUGAAUUGGCCGCCAAAUGGUGAAAUUGAUAUCAGGAAUCUCAAGGUCCGAUAUGCACCACAGUUGCCUCUUGUUUUACGGGGCAUCACGUGCACUUUGUUAGGAGGAAAGAAAACUGGAGUGGUUGGGAGGACAGGGAGUGGGAAAUCCACACUUAUACAGACUCUCUUUCGCAUUGUCGAACCUGUUGAAGGAGAGAUCUUCAUAGAUGGCAUCAAUGUAUCAUCAAUUGGUCUGCAUGACUUGCGGGCAAAACUCAGUAUAAUCCCUCAAGAUCCAACCAUGUUUGCAGGAACUAUACGGGCAAAUCUAGAUCCACUUGAAGAGUAUACAGAUGGGCAGAUUUGGGAGGCCCUUGAUAAGUGUCAACUGGGAGACGAAGUACGCAAGAAGGAAGCCGGGCUUGAUUCUCCGGUGGCUGAGAAUGGUGAGAAUUGGAGUGUGGGCCAGAGGCAACUGGUGUGUCUGGGGCGGGUGCUACUGAAGAAGAGCAAAAUUCUUGUGCUGGACGAGGCGACAGCAUCUGUUGACACCGCGACAGACAAUUUGAUCCAACAAACAGUGAGGCAAAACUUCUCUUCUUCCACUGUGAUCACAAUUGCACAUAGGAUGACCUCAGUGCUUGACAGUGACAUGGUGCUGCUCUUAAAUAAUGGUUCGUUUCACUUUCUGCUCAUCUUCAUCAACUUAUUAUCUUUUAGUCAAUAAGGGUUCAUUGCUGAAUAUGACACUUCACACAAUUUGCUGCAUGACAAAACAUCGU